Molecule: messenger RNA, 3832 nt
Organism: Trachemys scripta elegans
Lineage: Eukaryota; Metazoa; Chordata; Testudines; Emydidae
Gene: PGAP1
Product: post-GPI attachment to proteins inositol deacylase 1
Exons: 27
Coding region: 44-2854 (936 amino acids)
Biological process (GO): GPI anchor metabolic process; endoplasmic reticulum to Golgi vesicle-mediated transport
Cellular component (GO): endoplasmic reticulum
Molecular function (GO): phosphatidylinositol deacylase activity
Source: RefSeq, a predicted model, not a curated record
GAGCGGCGCGUGGAGCCGGUGGCGCUGGCGGGCGGCGGGGGCGAUGGGCAGGGGUCCUGGGGUGGCGGCCGCGCUGUUCUACGGGGCGGUGGCGGCGCUGGUGCUGCUGGGGGUGCGGGACGUGCUGUUCCUGUACGAGGAGAACCGGUGCAGCAUGACCUACAUGUACGAGUACCCCGAGUACCUGAAAAUAAAACUACCUAAGAAAAUAUCCAGACGUUUUCCAGCCUAUGAGCUCUAUCUCUAUGGGGAAGGGAAUUAUGCUGAAGAAAACAAAAAUCUGAUAUUGACAGGGAUUCCAGUUCUCUUCCUUCCUGGGAAUGCCGGGAGUUACAAACAAGUACGUUCUCUUGGCUCUAUAGCACUUAGAAAAGCAGAAGACAUUGACUUCAAGUACCAUUUCAAUUUCUUCACUGUCAAUUUUAAUGAGGAGCUGGUUGCACUAUAUGGUGGUAGUCUGCAAAGACAAACCAGAUUUGUGCAUGAGUGCAUUAAAGUAAUUCUUAAGCUGUACAAGGAUCAAGAAUUUGCUCCAAGCAGUGUUGCAAUAGUAGGUCAUUCCAUGGGUGGUCUUGUUGCAAGAGCAUUGCUCACUCUAAAGAAUUUUAAGCCUGAAUUCAUAAACCUCCUCAUUACACAAGCCACACCUCAUGUUGCACCUGUAAUGCCUUUAGACAAAUAUCUUACUGAUUUUUAUACAGCUGUAAACAAUCAUUGGAUUUUAAAAGCCCAAGAUGUAAGAAAUCUAACUACACUUUCUGUGGCGGGAGGAUUCCGAGAUUACCAAGUUCGUUCAGGACUCGCUUUUCUACCCAGAUUAAGUCAACAUAGCCGUGCCUUAUUUGUUGUGAGCUCAGCAGUGCCUAGAACUUGGGCCUCAACAGAUCACCUCUCUAUAGUAUGGUGUAAAGAAUUGAUCUUGGCAACCAUUAGGGCACUUUUUGAUCUUAUUGAUGAAACCACCAAACAGAUCACUGAGGAUCCAAAGAAGAGAAUGUUAGUAUUGAAUCAUCACUUUGUGAGGCACCCAGCAAAGUUCUUUGAGGAAAAUCCUGAAACACUUACUGAACUUAAAGGAACUUUGAUUUGGAUGAAAAUCAAAUCCUCAAAAUGGACCUAUACAGUUUACAAUGAAUCUGAUGGAAAAUAUUUCAUGUUUCCUCUUUCAAACCACAGAAAAACCUACAGUCAUGUCCACUGUCAAAACAGUAUGUUGGAUACAAGUAGCUGGAUUUAUGGCUGUUCAGACAAUAGUUCAUCUAUGUGCCUGGAAGGUUUUGAUUUAUCCUGGAAAGCUGAGUUACUGCCAACUGUUAAGGUUGUAACUCUGAAACUCCAGGAAUAUCCUUCUUUGACCAAUCUUGUAGUUUAUGUUCCAGCUAUUAAUGGCAAUAAGUUUACUUUGGACUGUGAAUUCUUUAAAGAGGAUUCCCGAACAGUACAACUUCCUGUAACACAUCUUUUUUCUUUUGGGCUUUCUUCAAGCAAAAUUGUAUUAAAUUCAACUGGUUUAAUUUACAAUGUACAGCUCCAACACUUUAGCCAGAUAUACCAAGCUUUUAAAAUCUACAUUGAGAGCCACUGCCAACCACACAAAGGAAGAAAAACUAGUGUUUACAGACUCCACAUACCAUGGUCACAUGAAGACUCAAUAACUGUCUCUAAAGUUCCAUCUUUUACUGAGAUUUCUGCAAAACUGCACAUUGCACAACCUGAAAAUGACAGCACUGUUGCAGUAUUAAAUAUUUAUUCAUCUUCAGAUUGUCAAUAUGAAGUAACCAUCAAGACCUCAUUCUCACAAGUUCUUGGGCAAGUAAUAAGGUUUCACAGUGGUUCCCUUCCUGUGUAUGUUAUUUCUAAUAUGCUUCUUGCAUAUGGAGGACAAUUAAGCACCUUAAUUUCAACAGGCCACUGUUCAGAUUUUGUUCUUGCACUGGGUAGAGCAGCCAAACCCUACAAAGUGGACCCUUUUGUGAAUGUUGUUAAAUUUCUAUUGGGGUUUAACUGGUUUAAAGAUAUAUGGGAUGUAUUGUUUUUGCCAGAGUUGGAUGCUGUUUUACUGAAUAAGCAGGAUAUGUGGUUCCCCCUUGUGUCCCUGAUUCUAUUUCUUUUUGGGACAGGAAUUGCCUACUGGGGUGGCAUACUCUUCUCUUCAUCUCUAAGGCUCUUGUCUUCAUUGUGGUUAUCUUUGACAAGACCCUCUGGACUUCCUAAAGACAGCAAGUUGAUGACACCAAGAAGAGCAUUUAUGGCCAUUCUUCUGGUUUUUGUUAGCUGUACCACUUGUGGGGCAUUUGCUAUAUUAAUUAUCUAUCUUCACUACAUAUUCAAGGUUAUCAAGCUACAUUCGAAUGUAAGAAUAGAGCAAAAUGUUCUUAAUAUGGAUCCAAAGCAUUCAAAAGAAACUUCAGAUAAUUCCAAUAAAGAGACAGUAAAGAACUGUGAUUCAGCAGAGACCAUUACAGAAGCAGCAGCAGCAUCACCCACCACCAGUACAGCUAUUGACAAUGUUGUAAACAGUCUUAAGAUACAUGUUACAAUCAUCAAUUUACUCACAUGGAUUGUGCUACUCAGUUUACCAUCUUUAAUUUAUUGGUUUAAAAAUCUCAGGUACAAUAUUAGACUUGAUCCUGAUCCAUGUAGAACUACGGCUAUUAUUCUUGUAUCCACUUUGGGAAUUCUCAUGAAUUCAAGUACUACUAAAGUAAAAUCAAGUAAACUGUCAAAAAUUGCAGCGCAACUUCCUCUUCCUUUGUCUGUAGCUGUGGUGGCCUUUGGACCAAUGCAUUUAUACAGAGUACCAUACUUUGUAAUCUGUUCUCUUCUUCUACAUGUGUUAUGUUGUAUUGUGUAAAUCUUUAGUUUCCCAAAUGAAAUCGGAAAAGCAGUGUGGCCCAGAAAUGGAUGCAGGAAAAAAAGGUCAAGUUGAACAAAGAAAUGUCCAGAUCAAUGUAACCGCUAAUCAACAUCAUUUGGAGAAGAUGACAGAAUUGUGAACAGUUCUUGUGAAGUUUGGGGUGUCUGGGAAAUCUCAGAAACCUGCUUGUGGUGUUAGUCUACUAACUGAAAAAUUGAUAGGAGAAUUGCAAUAUUUCUCUGGACACAAAAAAUCUCUUUUCUUAUUAGCAUAACACUUCAGUGUUCUAGGUUUUAGUAGGCAGACCAUUCUGUAUCCACACUGCAGAUAUUUUGAUAUUUCUGUUGACACUUGGCUUUCAGUUGAAACACAUUUACCCUCCUGUGUGUAUGUAUUGAACCUACAUCUUGUUCUUGGGUUUUAAAAUGUGAUGGUUAAAAUUCACAAAUGAUUGGAAGUGCACUGUAUCACAAAAACGAAAUAGCCAAGAAUACUUUUAAUCAUUUUAUGCCACAGUAACAAGCUGUCACAAUUUUCUUUUCUUGUAUCUAUACAAACUAGAAUGUAUUUUAUCUAUUGAUCUAUUAAUUUCUAACAAAUCAAACAUUUUUAUCAGUGUCUGUGGCACAUUUGUGUGAUUUAUUGAAAGUGUUGGUGGCUUAUAAACUUUAUCUUUUGUAAGAGUGAUAAAAACUAUAUAUAUACUCUGUUGCUUUCUAUUCAGGAAGGAUGUCAUAGAUUCAUACACAAUUUCUGUAAUGUUGUUUUAAAACAUUGACAAAUGCUGAAAAAAAAACGGUGCCAGAAUUUCAGUAAUAGUGGGAAAUACUGACCAUAAUAAUCAGCUCUGUAAAGUAGCAUCUUAUUGCCUCGAUCCUAAAGUGACUGGCAUUAUUAAAAUAUCUAAGGCAGAUAUCUGUAAUGUAUGGGAAAUCUCUUCCUUGGUACUGUAUAAGUGUUUUAAAACAAAACAAA